Danaus plexippus (monarch butterfly) is the source of this 4378-nucleotide messenger RNA. RefSeq names its product zinc finger protein sdz-12. The record is from RefSeq and is a predicted model, not a curated record. Bases 361 to 1782 code for a protein of 473 amino acids. Gene Ontology annotation, molecular function: RNA polymerase II cis-regulatory region sequence-specific DNA binding; DNA-binding transcription factor activity. Gene Ontology annotation, biological process: regulation of transcription by RNA polymerase II. The transcript is spliced from 7 exons. NCBI's taxonomy places the organism in Eukaryota, Metazoa, Arthropoda, Insecta, Lepidoptera, Nymphalidae.
UUUAUUUAUCCGAAGCCCGAACUUACCAUCGUAGAUGAACGAGUAGUUACAGAAUGGGUAUAGGUUUGUUAAAAAUGUUAGUGAUUUCUUUAUAGAUUUUAAUAGUAACUUAGGAUAAAUAGUAAGUGUUAAAUAUAAUUAAAUGUCCAGGUAACAUAAGAUUUAAGUGGGGACCCACUUAUUUGUGCAUUUACAGUUAUUCGUGUAACACGUAUUUUGUGCAUAGAGUUCAAGCAUUGAAUUAGGCCACAUAGCGAUCUCUCCCUAAAAUACCGCUGUUCUGGCUGUCGACGUAUCAAGGCAGGCUAUCAAUAUAGCGAGGUAGGAGAGUGAUGAUCUGAAAGGCCGCGACCUAAUGUGAUGUCAUCAAAAGGGGAAACAGAGGCCGAUUCUGGCACCGUGUCGCCAAAUCUACCUGCCGUCAAAAAUGAACCGGCACCAACAGCGAGCAAGGAAACACCUAAAAGGGGCAGUGGUACUCUAUUGAAGUGUACUACAUGUAACAGUUUUAGUACGCUAAGCAGUCGAGCAUUAACCACACACAUGGCACAGUGUUCGCCUGACAAUAACAAUGUGGCGGCCGCUCAGAACACAGACGCUAGGCCACACAGAAAGCUUUUCGAGUGCGAUGUGUGUAACAUGAAGUUUUCCAAUGGCGCCAACAUGCGACGCCACAAAAUGCGCCACACCGGCGUCAAGCCUUACGAGUGUCGUGUGUGUCAGAAGAGGUUCUUCAGGAAGGACCAUUUAGCGGAGCACUUCACGACCCACACAAAGAGCUUGCCGUACCAUUGCCCCAUAUGUAAUCGUGGCUUCCAGCGACAGAUAGCCAUGCGUGCUCACUUCCAGAACGAGCACGUUGGCCAGCAUGAUCUCGUCAAAACUUGCCCGCUCUGCAGUUACCGAGCGCCGACAAUGAAGAGUCUCCGGGUCCAUUUUUUCAAUAGUCAUAACGUUUCCGACAGACACGGUAUUGAUCUGGACAACCCAGGGCCCGGUAACAACUCUGUUUCCCUUCUCGCGGCCGGCAUAGCCAACGCCGCUUAUGCUGAAGGCACAAUGGACCCCAGCGCCAUAUCAGCAUUAGGGGCAUUGGGCUCAGGCCUCUCAGUGUCUGUAGCGGCUGCUUACUCAGAUAGUGGUGACAGCAAUGGAGAACGUUCAGUGGACAACGCAACCCCACCUAUGCACUAUUUGACCCCACAUGUAGAAAUAUCUAUGGCCGAUAACAACGAAACAUUCUCACCUGGCCAGAAUAACCAUCAAGAGUCCCGUAUGAAUGGUUCAGGGUCACCUCAUUCAGAGAGCGCUGCAAGUAGUUCCCUGGCGUUGCCUGCUAUAACACCAUCAAUCACGCUCAUACCCAUUAAACAGGAACCUAAUGCUCAGGAGGAAGGUUCAGGAGAUGCUGGUGAAGGGGAAGACAAACGUGACGUCUCAUCAUCGCUGUCUUCACUCAUACAAGUGUCGCCAUUGAAGAGUUUGUUGCGAGAGGACCUGCGCAGACGCAUCUCAGCUAGGGGCCGGUCUAGGGCUAAUAAUGCGUCCCGAGCCUCCCCUUCGGAGGGGGGAGUGACUACUUCGACCCAAGGCGACGCAGCCCUACUGCCUUCGUCGCUUGUUUGCUCGUUCUGCUGCAUCACGUUCCCCGACUCCACACUAUACUUCCUGCACAAGGGCUGCCACUGCGACGCCAACCCCUGGAAAUGCAACAUCUGCGGCGAGCAGUGCUGCAACGUUUACGAGUUCAAUUCCCAUCUGCUGUCGAAGAGCCACCAAUGACUGCUUGUGGGGGGACAAUGGCUAUAGAACUUCUUAGGUGUACGCUACGUCCCCCCCCUCCCACCCCCGAGUGAAUUGGAUUCUAUAGUGGAUAAAAUUGGAUCCGUGGUAUAUAAUAUAUAUGACAUUCCAAAUUGUAAUUGAUGCAUUCCAUUUUGAGAUUUGUUAAGAGUAAGGCGGGGAAUGAAGUGAUACUUUGUUGUUGACUUGAUUAUUAUUUUUUAUUUAUUAUUUAAUUUGUUCGUACUUAAUGGUACAGGAGUUUGUUGACGGUAUAUACUUGUAGAGUAUAUAUAUUAUUAUUUUUUUUUGGUGCGAUAGUGAAAUUUACAAAUGUUUAUUAAAGCAUAUGAAGAGGAUUGUACAAAUUAAUAUAUUUUUACAUUUCGCUGUUGACGUGUUUACGGAGAAGGCAAAGCCUAGUAUAUCAGAAUGUUUAAUAGCUAUUGUGAUCGAAAACAGCCCGGAAUUAUGAAUUCAACAUUCCGUUAUUAAUUUAUAUUUUUGUAUUAAAGCAUGUGAUGCAAGUCCACGACUAAUACUUAAUGUACAAUUUUUAUUUUAUUAUUAUUAUUAUUUGUUAUUAUUUAUUAUCUAAAUUCCAACGGUGUCGUUACAUCGUGACGUACUUAAAGUCUAACUUUAGUGGAUAGGUUAAAAGUAAACGAAAUGUAACAUUAUAAACAACGCACUUGCUCAAUAACUAAACAAUGGCUCAACAAGUAAGAUCGGUGUGUUACUGCGUCAUAGCUCGCACAAAACUAAGAACGAUGUAUUCCAUUCUCGUGCUUACAUAAUGGUGCCAGAUCUACUUAACGCUACUUAACCCAAUUGGUCAUACGCUAUGUUAAAACGAAUCUUAGAUUUUAAUCUAUAUUUUUUGUUGUAUUUACUAUAAUUAUUAAGGUGGAUGUGCUCAAUGUGCUGCUAUGAAAAUUUAUAACGAUGGUGGCAUAGAAAGAUACAGUACUUAAUUGACUUUGUCCGUUUUUCAUGUAUAUAUCUGAACCUGAUGUGGACAUUCCUGUAGCUAAUAAGUACUUAAUAUGGGUUGUGGUCUUGCCUGUUAAGUUUAUGAUAUUGAUGGUACUGAAAAGAUGUUUACCAACGAAGAUAUAUAUUAUAUAUAUAUUGUUAUUGACCUCGGUGGAUGUCCGUCUGUGGAUCGACCUAGUGAGUUACCUGAAUGAGCAACACAUAUUUAUUUAGAGAUAUUCUUAUUUUCAUUGUUGUUUUUUUUUUUCGUAUUUACUGGAUUUUUUCGGUCCCGGCCGAUUCGCCGCAAUUUAGUCUAAGUGUACAUUAAGAGCUAUUAAUAUUAUUAAUUGGUAACCCCAUUGGGCGACUUUAAUUAAUCCGUCCAUGUUUAACGAUAGAUAUUGCCUUUAAUAUUUAAUAGAGAUAAUAUAUUUAUAGAUUAAUAUAAAAUUAAGAGGAGAUCUUAAUUAUAUUAAAUUUACAAAAAUGCAGAGUUUUUCUUAUGUAGUUUAAUUCAUUAACAACAGUUAACAAUGUUCUGUUGGGAAUUUUUUUGAGCAGACUCAAGAGUAAAUGUAAAGAAAUUAUGAAUUUCUUAUCAAUAUCUGUCUGCAUGACUCCUAAGAACAUUGUUGAUUUUUGUGCAUUUUAUAAAACAGCAACAGUUACUGUUGUAAAAAGUUUUAUUGUUUAAAAGCAAUUAUUAAAUAAUGUCAAUUGUGUAGGUAAUUGUUAGUCGUAUUUUCAAUUAUGAUUAUACUGUUAGUAACAAGAUUAGUAAAUUGCUUUGUUUUGUGGCGAUAUAAUUGAAUUGUUGGUAGUACUAAAGGGUAAAUUUUAAAUCGUGUGUUUAUAAUUAUUUUUUAAGUAUACAUUUUUGUAAUGUACUCGGGUACAAUGUAAAAUGGAUGUGUUAUAUUCAGUUUUGCCAACAAUGUAGUAUGAUGGUUUUAAAUUCCGAUAUCAUCUAGUAUAUAAUUCCUCACCUUAAUACCAAAACACAGCUUACCAACAUUUUAAUUUGUUUUAAGUUGUUAUGUGUGUAAUAUUUAGUGUAAGUGAAUUGUUUUAAAAGCAUUGUAAUGUAACAAUUUGAAGAUUUAGAUCAUCGUUGAUAUUUGCUGUUACAUUUAUUGUGUUAUCAUUUUAAAUAUAAUGAAAAAAUAUUUUAUUAUUAUAUAAUACAAAACUAUUUAUAAUCUACCAGUUUAAAUGAUGAGUGAUAGAAUAAAAAAAAUAUCAAAUUUUUAGCAGAUUGUGCCUUAGAUCAGUAAUAAUAUGGAAAUAUAGUGUUUUUCGAAAUUUAUUCAAAUAUAUAGAUGUGUGGAUUUUUAACUGUUUGUCACAUUGAGAAAUUAUAUAUUUACACAAAAGUAUUAUAAAUAAAUUAAAUAAAAUGUUAUUUAUUUAUGUAUAGUGUAAUUUUGCAAUAUGGCUGUUUUGCUUGUUUUAUGAUGGAAAAGUUUAUUUGCAGUUGAUAUAAUAUAUUGUCUUGUUGCGAUGGUCUAGAAAUAUAAAGAAAUGGUACUUAUUAUAAAGUAUAUGUAGUUCUAUUUAUUUACUUAUAAUAAUUUGGUAAAGGGUCUAAUGAAACACUAAUAAACUAUGCGAUAAAAUA